CGAAAGAAAACGAAAGUAAACUCUGGCUUUGCAGCUGUAGUAUAAACGUGUCGUGGAAAAUGUCGCAAAUCAUCUUGAGAAACAAACCUAAACUCAUCAAAUGGCUUGUUUCGGGUUAUGAAUGUCUUUUGCAACAUGUUCAAGCUAAACAACUUAUAACAAUGUCACAGUAUAGUGAACUGAUUGACAUUACAGGUAAGGAAAAGGGCGUUAUCAAACUUCUGGACAUUAUCCUUGGAAAGGGUGAAGAUGUGUGUCGACAAUUUCUGGAUUUGCUGAAAGAAGAUGAUGUGAAUGAAUUUUCUCCUGAGCUCAGAGAAUGGACCAAAACUGUGGACACCAAAGGGACUGCAAACAUGACAGGACCAUCAGACACCAAAGUACCACAUCAGACACCUGAUAGAGACUGUGAACACAGGCCAAUACAAGAUUAUCAGAAGUUCCUAAAGGAAACAUACAGUAAGCUGAUUCAAAAGGUGAAGAACAUUGAUCCAAUUAUUGAUGAUCUUGACCUACAUGAUGAAUCAGUUGCAAAUGUGAGAGCGAAGUCAACAAAUCAAGAGAAGAUGAGGAAACUGCUUGACUGUGUGAAUUGUGAAAGCAUUGCUAAGGACCUGUUCAACGCUCUGUGGAAGCAUGAAAAACCUCUAAUGAAUGAACUGCUGAACAACUAAAACUUAUAUUGUUUACCCACCAAUUUGUCCAAAAAUAUCCUUUCUUGAUUUAAGAAUGACUUUCUCCUUCUCUUUAAUAAAUAAGCCAUUUUGGGAAAUGAGCAUGAUUAAACAUACUGUGGAGGGGAAUCUUGGUUGGUGCAGUCUGUAGUUUCUUAUGCUGUCUAUAUGUUUAAACAUUUUUAAAGGGUUUUUUUUUUU
Messenger RNA from Labeo rohita (rohu), 875 nucleotides. RefSeq lists its product as uncharacterized. Gene Ontology annotation, biological process: regulation of apoptotic process. The transcript has 4 exons. Lineage: Eukaryota; Metazoa; Chordata; Actinopteri; Cypriniformes; Cyprinidae. The coding region runs from base 60 to 674 and encodes 204 amino acids. The record is from RefSeq and is a predicted model, not a curated record.